CAACCCGUGACCAACCAGAGCACAGGCAGCUCUCUUGGCGUGCUCACCUCAGCUCAGCUUAGUUCGGCUUGCUCCAAGAUUUUCCCUCGGCUCCUCGAUAUCUCUCUCGGUCUCUCCUCCCUCCCCCAUCCCACCGUAAGGACAGGGACAGAGCAAGCAAGACAGGUAGAACAAGAGCGCGCCCGUCGGCCUUCGUCCAUGGCGGGGGAGGCCAACAAGCUCUUCGCCGCGUCCGAGGUCGCCCUCCACGCCUCCAGGAAGGACUGCUGGGUCGUCAUCGGCGGCAAGGUGUAUGAUGUCACCAAGUUCCUGGAGGACCACCCUGGGGGAGAGGAUGUGCUCCUCCAUGCAUCAGCCUCUGGGGAUGCUACGGAGGCAUUUGAAGAGGUGGGUCACAGCACAUCAGCCAUCAGCAUGAUGGACAGCUACCUGAUCGGAACCAUCAAGGGCUACGUGCGUCCAAGUGCAUCAAAGGCCACAGAUCCUUGGGGCCUCGAGCCACCAAAUUCCAGGACAAUGCAAGGGAACAAAGGCCCUCCUAAUCCGAACACAUUCCUGGACUUCCUACUCCCGUUGUUUGUGCUUGGCCUGGCAUUUUCAGCUUGGUAUUACCUAACCUUCGUCUCCAAGAACCAUUAAAUCCAGUGAGGCUUGGAAUUAUUACUCACUAUUAGAUUGCUAGGGUGACCUUGUCUUAAGGUAAUUUGUACUUGAAGAGGUUACUGCCUUACUGGCUAUGUUUUAGAGAGACAGAGAAGAGAGAGAAAUGAUCUUGUUUUGCUCAAUCUUCACGAAGUUGUAGUUUCCUUGCAAUUCCUGUUCUUGCAUGCAACACCCAUGUCAAACCACAGAUGUAUGAAUGAGACAAAUUGUUCUUAUUUUUGCUUGGGAUGCCUCUUCUUGUAAAAAAUCUUAGUUCUGUGCUGAAGAUCCUGAUGAUAAAUACAUUGUUUGUAUCAA
Messenger RNA from Setaria italica (foxtail millet), 960 nucleotides. Its product is annotated as cytochrome b5. Gene Ontology annotation, molecular function: heme binding. Gene Ontology annotation, cellular component: intracellular membrane-bounded organelle; membrane. The transcript has 3 exons. Lineage: Eukaryota; Viridiplantae; Streptophyta; Magnoliopsida; Poales; Poaceae. Bases 199 to 639 code for a protein of 146 amino acids. The record is from RefSeq and is a predicted model, not a curated record.